Messenger RNA from Sceloporus undulatus (fence lizard), 484 nucleotides. RefSeq names its product NADH:ubiquinone oxidoreductase subunit B2 (gene NDUFB2). Lineage: Eukaryota; Metazoa; Chordata; Lepidosauria; Squamata; Phrynosomatidae. The transcript is spliced from 4 exons. Gene Ontology annotation, cellular component: mitochondrial inner membrane. Bases 74 to 373 code for a protein of 99 amino acids. The record is from RefSeq and is a predicted model, not a curated record.
CGGCUCAGCCAAUAGGAGGAAGCGAGGUUGGGAGGUGGUUGAAGGUGAGGGCAAAGAGGUCCAGCCAGCCAAGAUGGUGUUGUCGCUGCUGUGCAGAGUGGGCGCCCGCGCCCUUCGCGCUAGGAGCAGCCCAGGGGCCCUUGUGGGGCUCCGGCGUGCUGGCGGUGUACACAUUGAACCUCGCUACCGCCAGUUCCCAGAGCAGACACGAUCCCAGCAGGUAACGGCAGAGGUGCUCAGUAGCCUAAUGUGGUUCUGGAUCCUGUGGAAGUUCUGGCAUGACCCUGAUGCUGUCCUGGGCCACUUUCCUUAUCCAGAUCCGUCUAAGUGGACAGACGAAGAGCUGGGAAUCCCCCCUGAUGAUGAAGAAUAACAUGAACUGUUUGUUCCAAAACUUCUGGGAAGAGAGCUGCAGAAAAAAAAUCUUACUUCCUUUUAUGUAAUUCUUUAAAUUGUAAAUAAAAAUAAAAAUCUGGUAAAUUCA